Molecule: messenger RNA, 2759 nt
Organism: Cydia strobilella
Lineage: Eukaryota; Metazoa; Arthropoda; Insecta; Lepidoptera; Tortricidae
Exons: 6
Coding region: 162-1118 (318 amino acids)
Source: RefSeq, a predicted model, not a curated record
CCUAUCGCGUAUUGUGAUUGUGCUUGCAAAUACAAGUUAAAAACUAUAAAAUACACUCAGUUACGUGACUAAUUGAUCAUUUACUUGAAGCUUCAGUGUUACAAUAUAUUUUCCGGCAACAAUUUGAUGUAUUUGUCGUCAAACUGGCGGGCAAUGUUAGAAUGUUUUCAUCAAAUUUCGAUUUACACAUGGAUGGAAUGGAUGACAACAUGGCAGAGCAACCCAACAGUGAGACCGAUAUAAAGCUGAGCUGCCGGACCAUCUGCAUUGGAUCCUACUCGUACAAGCCACGCAGCAAGGUCCGCAUAUCAUCCGAAGGCGUCACCAUCGUGGCCCCGGGGCUCCGCCGGCGCGCGAACGACGACAUCAUACUCCACAUACCACUGAAAAGCUUCGUACACGUACUGGCGAGGGCUGAGGAGCGGCCGGCGAUACUGCUAUACACUGAGGCGAAGACUGGGGAGUAUGUGCGGGGCGCGUUGGACAUGCAUCUAGAGUCAGGCACAUACUUCGAACCAUCAUCAGCGAUCGACGAACACAAGAGAAUAACCCUCGUGCCGCGCGCGUUGAGUCGACGCUCCGUGGCGUCUCUGCGCUCGCUGUUCGGGAUGGUGCUGGACGAGCUGGACGCGCUGGACGCGAGGCGGUUAGGGGGGUUGAGGAGUAGCAGUGAACCCGACAGUGACCCUACAGAUCCCGAUCAGCCGUCACCUGCUCGUGCAGCGGCCGCACGCACCGCCCCGCCCUCCAGAUCAGUAACACCGAUGAACGUGAAAGGCAACGCGUCGACAUCCGAGGACGACGUGAUAUUCCCCCCCUCCCCCACCCCCAUCUCCAUCUCCUCCCCCUCCUCCACCCCCACCUCCCCCAAAUCUUCGCCCUCCUCCAAAAAGAGGAAAAACCGUAAAAAGAACAAGAGUAAUAAGAAGAUGAAAUACGUUUUAGUGAAAAAUCCGGAGCCGCACGCGGUGGACGCGUUCUUGGCCGGAGUGGCGCCCAUUUUGAAAAGUUUGUCGCCCGUUUUUUUAAAUUUGGCGAAAAGUGAGAUUAUUUCGGCCGCGUUGAAAUAUGAGAGGAAAAUGUUGACUGAGAAUUGUAAUGGCGUUAGUGAAAAAUAAGGUUUUUUGCGUUAAGGCUUUAAGCUUAAGGCUCAAUCAAAAUCAAAAAGCAUUUAUUUCGUUAAAUAGUACAUCAUAACACUCUCAUGGUUGGGAGUUGGGACUUCCUAAAGUUUGUUUUUUCAUUCCGUAGACUAAAAUGACACAUGAAAUGUCAAUUUAGUCUACGGAAUAAAAAAACAGAAUAUAGUAAGUAUGUACAAUACCUGUGACAGGAAGCCCCGCUCUUCCACAUUUAUCUAGUAAAUUUGUACAGUUAACCAAUCAAUAAGUUCUAAAAGCUCUGAUCUGUAGGCAUUGAAGGCUCAAACUAUUAAGCUAUUGAGUUUAAAGCCUUGAAUAAUAAUAAUUAAUCAAAACAAAUGUUAUUGAUGUUUUGUUUUAAGAUAGAUCAAUUUUGUAAAAUAGUAAAGACUUAAAAUCAAAGAGAUCAAAGUAGGAUAGGUUAGUUAGGUUGUUAUUCAGAUGCCAACUGUCCAGAAAUAGGAGCUCCGUCGAUUCAAAGAGCGAGAAGAUUAUUUUCACGAUUCACGAUAUGCCUAGGAAUUUCAUGAUCUGCCUGAUUUUACGAUCGGCCGCCGACAUAUGCACGCGGAGAGCCAUGUUUAUCCCUCAAGAAGUGAAGGACAUUAUCUCUUAAGUAUGCAGCGUGUUUUUAUUGAAUUCUGUUAACUUCGGGGUAUGGUUAAGUACGUUUAAGAAAACGAAAUGGCAUAGCUAAUUAACCUUUUGGACGCCAACAGACGUAUAUAUCGGCACCGCAGGUCCAACGCCAAAGACGGAUUAAUCCGUCACAGACCACAGAGCAACAUAGACCUACGUGCAUGUGCAUAAAGUUCAUUUUCAGUUUUGACACUUCGGUGACAUGUGACGUGGCGUCUGAGUGACAGCUUUUGUGUUUGACACGGCGUCGAAAAGGUUAAAGGUCAAGGGGUUGAAUAAAAACCUGUAGAAUAUAUUUUCAUAUGUAAUAUAAUAUAGUACAAAUGUAAUUGUUGACCAUUUCUAGUAAGCACACUUAACAGUAAGAAAUAAUUGAAAUAAUUAUGUUUACUACAUAUUAUGUAGUGUUUACCAUUUUGUUCGCUUUACCAUUUUGGUAAAGUAACCCACAUGUAAAAAUACAUGACAAUGAUACAUCAAACAAUGAAUAAAAUCAGGUGUUACUUUACUGAAAUUCAUAUUAAUUAAUACCAAAACAUUACUUUGCUAAUCCGUGCUGACCGUGCUAGAAGAACUAUUAUAUAAUCUGUGGUGCUAGUCAAUCGGUGCUAACCCGUUAUACUUAAUUGCGUAUUUUUUACAUGCAAUUAAUGUUCCCACCCUCCCUCCGCAAAAACAAAUACGCAAAUAGAUAUAACAAACCAUCAUCAAAAGAACAAUACUCGACCGCGGGCGGCAGACCGUCAACAUCACCAGCAUCUCCUGAGGAUGCUUCGUAGAGGCGAAACACGUUUCGAGUAUUGUUCUUUUGGUGGUCGUUUGUUAUAUCAAAGAUAGAUAUAACUCCGUAAUAGAUGGAUACAGUCUAAGGAAAAAACGUGCCUCGAAAAUCAAGAAAAUUUGAUUCUCGUUCAGAGGGCGCUACUAGUUUUGGCCUACAGUCGUAUAGAUGGCGUUGACGGUUUCGUUUGUUAUUUA